This is a messenger RNA of Trypanosoma rangeli, 1176 nucleotides long. Its product is annotated as putative tryptophanyl-tRNA synthetase. The record is from RefSeq and is a predicted model, not a curated record. Gene Ontology annotation, molecular function: tryptophan-tRNA ligase activity; ATP binding. The transcript has a single exon. The coding region runs from base 1 to 1176 and encodes 391 amino acids. Gene Ontology annotation, biological process: tryptophanyl-tRNA aminoacylation. Lineage: Eukaryota; Euglenozoa; Kinetoplastea; Trypanosomatida; Trypanosomatidae. Gene Ontology annotation, cellular component: cytoplasm.
AUGACGACUGCGGUGGUGACGCCUUGGACGGUGGAGGGCGAUGUGGAUUACGACAAGCUCAUCAAGGAGUUUGGGAGCUACCCCAUCGACGCCGCGUUGCUUGAGCGACUGGAACGUGUCCUUGGGAAGAAGCCGCAUCACUUCCUCCGUCGCGGCAUAUUUUUCUCCCACCGUGACAUGAAUCUUCUACUUGACGUGUACGAGGCGGGGCAGCCGUUUUACCUUUACACGGGGCGAGGCCCAAGUAGCGAAUCGAUGCACAUGGGCCACUUAAUACCAUUUAUGUUCACCAAAUGGUUGCAGGACGCGUUUAAGGUGCCGCUUGUCAUUCAACUAACUGACGAUGAAAAAUUUUUUUUCCGAAACAUUGAUAUUACCCAGAUUGAUGUCAUGACAACAGAGAACAUCAAGGAUAUUAUAGCAAUGGGCUUUGAUCCGGAGUUGACGUUCAUAUUUCGAAACUUUGACUACAUGGGCCACAUGUACCGCACCGUGGCGCAAAUUGAGCGGACCUUCACGGCGAGUCAGGUCCGAGGAUGUUUUGGGUUUAAAAUGGAAGACAACUGCGGCCGUUGGAUGUUCCCGGCGAUUCAAGCGGCUCCGUCUUUUUCGUCAGCGUUUCCGCACAUUUUCCCACCGUCAAAGGGAAAUGUGUUCUGUCUGAUUCCGCAGGCCAUUGAUCAGGAUCCGUACUUUCGCCUCACACGAGACAUUGCCCCGCGUCUUGGUUUUUUAAAGCCGGCCGUAAUUCACUCAAAGUUUUUUCCAGGCCUCAGCGGAUCUAAGGGAAAGAUGAGUUCUUCUACGGGAGCGGCGGUGGUUCUCACGGACACGCAGAAGGUGGUGAAGGAUAAAAUUAACAAACAUGCCUUUAGCGGGGGUGGGGCAACGAAGGAGGAACAAUUUGUUCUCGGGGCUAACACGGACGUGGAUGUUCCCAUCCAGUGGAUGAAUUUCUUUAUGGAAGAUGAUGAGGAACUUGCACGGAUCCGCAAGGAUUACAUGCUUGGACGCAUAAUGACGGGGGAGGUUAAGAAGAAGCUGAUAGAAAUUAUAAGCGGCAUUGUGAAAACUCACCAGGAGGCACGGGAAAAGGUUACUGACGACGAUGUGAAAUUUUUUACGAGCAUCCGACUUAUGGGACCAGCGAAGCAUAACAGUGCGAAGUCUGAUUGA